GUCAUUGUUAUUUAAUGAUGGAUGACCUUCAGAAAGCAUACAGUGCUUAUCAACAAGCUUUAUUUCAUUUACCCAAUCCAAAGGAACCUAAGCUUUGGUACGGAAUCGGUAUAUUAUACGAUCGUUAUGGUUCAUUAGACCAUGAUGAAGAAGCUUUCUCUCAG
This is a messenger RNA of Dentiscutata heterogama, 164 nucleotides long. NCBI's taxonomy places the organism in Eukaryota, Fungi, Glomeromycota, Glomeromycetes, Diversisporales, Gigasporaceae. The record is from the annotation of a GenBank genome assembly.